This is a messenger RNA of Linum tenue, 2718 nucleotides long. Lineage: Eukaryota; Viridiplantae; Streptophyta; Magnoliopsida; Malpighiales; Linaceae. The record is from the annotation of a GenBank genome assembly.
AAGAUCUUAACAGCUGGACUCUGCCCUCUUGGCUUUCCCCUGCCUCUAUAAGAAAAUCCAACGAAGUUUCAUAACCAGAGACGCGUCUCUCUUUUUCUUUGCACCCUUUAUUACCUCCCUCUCUUUGUCCUUCCUCCUUCGUCGUCCUUACCCACCACCAAAUUUUGUUCGUUUGUUUCUCUCCCGAUUUCGCGAAAUUGGGGUUCCGUUUUGAUUCCUCAGAGAACAGAGAAAUGGCGGAAGGGCUGAUUGAGCACAGAUCGUAUGCGCGUGUUGGCCUACUGGGUAAUCCAAGUGACGUCUAUUUCGGGAGGACCAUCUCUUUCAGCCUAUCCAAUUUCUGGGCCACCGUCGUUCUUCGGCCUUCCGACGAACUCGUCAUCACUCCCCACCCCAAGCAUGAUCUCGUCAAUUUCUCCUCCCUUGAUCACCUGGUGAAUCGGCUGCAGAGUGAAGGUUAUUAUGGAGGAGUUAGGUUGCUAAUGGCGAUCUGUAAAGUUUUCUACAAUUACUGCAGGGAGCAUAAGAUCUCCCUUCAUCAGCGCAAGUUUGCUCUUUCUUAUGACACCAACAUUCCUCGUCAGGCAGGACUAUCUGGAUCAAGUGCUAUAGUAUCUGCAGCACUGAACUGCCUGCUGGACUUCUACAAAGUCAGGGACCAGAUCAAGGUUGAAAUCAGGCCGAAUCUCGUGUUAAGCGCCGAGAAAGAGCUGGGGAUCGUGGCUGGCCUUCAAGAUCGAGUGGCCCAGAUCUAUGGCGGCCUCGUUUACAUGGAAUUUUCACAGGAGCACAUGGAUAAGUUGGGACAUGGGAUCUAUACCCCCAUGGAUAUUAACCUCCUCCCACCUCUUCACCUUGUAUAUGCCGAGAACCCGAGUGAUUCUGGGAAGGUUAGUCUAGAAAUGGUUGCUCCUUCUUUGAUGUGUAGAUUGCAGUUACUCAAUUGUUGCCUAAGGUUGCUAGGAAAAUGACGGCUAACCUUUUGAUAGAUGAAUAGAAGGGUAAGGUUUUCAAUUUAUAGACGAAUUCUUCAAUGCAGGUGCAUAGCACGGUUAAGCAAAGGUGGCUUGAUGGAGACAAGUUCAUAAUAACAACAAUGGCCGAAGUUGCAGAUCUUGCAUUACAUGGAAAAACUGCUAUUCUGGAGAAGAACUACUCGAAACUUGCAGAGCUCAUGAAUCGUAACUUCGAUCUUCGAAGGAGCAUGUUUGGCGAUGAUGUGAUUGGUGAUUUAAACAUAAAAAUGGUGGAAGCAGCGCGGAAGGUGGGAGCUGCCUCCAAAUUUACAGGCAGCGGAGGUGCUGUGAUUGUGUUUUGCCCAAACGGCCAAUCGCAGGUUAAGCUCCUGGAGGAAGAAUGUCAGAAAGCUGGAUUCAUCGUUGAGCCUGUGAAAAUUGCUCAGUCCAAUCUUUCACGAGGGUGAUCGCAAGCUUGCUUCAUGAAUUAGCAGAAAUCUCAGAGCAGCAGCUAAAAGAAGCAUUGUAGUUAGUUCUCUCUGGAUAUGAUAAUCCAUCUGUUUGUUCCAAAUUAUAGCUUUAUCAUUCGAGAUUAAGUAGAAAAGUUGUUGCUGUGGAUGCACACAUGAUAUGUAAGUGUAACGCAAGCCCCACUAGCACCAAAAUUCUUUUGUCAAGACAUUAAGAAAGAAGAGAGACUCCUUUUUCUGCCAAUUGCCUCAUUGUAAAGCAGACUACUUCUUUUAUAAAUAAAGUACACUCUACUUUAGAUCCACAUAUUCUGCGGAAAUAAAAGUUACACUUUUAUCCAAUUUCGCUUACUCUGAGUUCACCAACAGAUUUUACAAAUGGAGUUAGCUAUGAGCCUAUGACUCAAACACUAAUAACUGUAUAUCGUUCAAGCACGAUAUCUCCAUCUCUAUUCUUUCCACCACAUUACAUUCACUCACAGAUGUUCUGAGUUCUAACAUUCAAAGCAAAUGAAAAGAGAUACUUACAAGAUCAACAAGGAUGACAACUGAUAUCUACCAAAAGCUGCCUCUAACUUCACUAUCUAUACCUAAACAUCAGUAAUUUACUAAUGCAGAGGCAAACUAACUACCACACUCUUUUCUCAAGUAGCUUCAGUGGAACUUACUCAUCAGUCAUCACAGAGUGAAGCCAUUAGCUCUCGAGGUGAAGACCAAACUGGCAGCUCUAAGAAGGAUUCCACAAAACGUUCCCGACGAGCAUCACAAGCUGCUUCUGCUUGGUCACAUAGGUUUGAGAAACUCAAGAUCAGUCUCUCUUCUGCAUCUGCCUUAGCCAGGAGUUCAUCCACGAGGGAGGCACAAGAGUCUUCCAUGCCUUCCACCGCCGGCGACCCCAAAUUCGUCCCUUCCAAUUGCUGUUCUUUCCGAGAUUCCGUCUCUUGUCUAACCCUCUCCUCCAUUGCCCGCAAGCUGUUCGACAAACGCUCCCACCGAUCAAUCUCUUCCUGGUACCGGCCCUUCAAUUUCAGAAGCACCUUCUGCUUGCGGGAUCUCCUGCGUUUCUCUUCGGCUUCCGGAUCCACCUGCGGCGGCUCCGGCACCGAGAUUUCGUCCAGCCGCGGGCGCUUCAGGAUCUUGUAAGUGAAGCCAUCGUCGUCAUGCCGGAGCUCCCACUCGCCGCCUUCCACGUCAGAUCCCCAAGCCGAAGGCGCUGCCGCCGAAUCCAUGCUUUCGAGCGGGAAAAUUUUGGAUAUUUUCGUUCCCUUUCCUAAAUUUCAGAUGGAAGAAUU